Molecule: messenger RNA, 425 nt
Organism: Penaeus indicus
Lineage: Eukaryota; Metazoa; Arthropoda; Malacostraca; Decapoda; Penaeidae
Product: ubiquitin carboxyl-terminal hydrolase 19-like
Exons: 3
Coding region: 5-397 (130 amino acids)
Source: RefSeq, a predicted model, not a curated record
ACUCAUGGCAUAUGAAGUCUAUAAUCAACAUCAGGUUGGAGAGCCUGUGGUGGAAGUAGCAGUGGUACAGCGCAUGAUGAUUCCCAACCCACCCACCCGCUGUGCUUACUGUUCGAGAAGUGCGGCUCCUGGGACCAAGCUACGACGCUGUACCAAGUGCUUUAGAGCUGGGUAUUGUCACCAGGCCUGCCAGAAGAAUCAUUGGUUAAAUCAUAAGGUACACUGCAAGCUGGUACCAGAGCCAGUGGGUUGCCCCUUUAUCCUGUCUCUACCGGAAAGCCAUGCCACCUACUCCCGCUUAACAAGAAUCAUGGAAGCCUAUGCUCGUUACUCGGUCGAUAUCUUCCAGCCUCCUGUUUCUCAUGAUUCAUCCACAGAGGGAGUGCCUCAAGUAUAGACCUGUCAAAUGAAGAAAAUGAUGACAU